AGUCCGUCGUUGUGGCCCACUGGCUCGGGAGAAACGGCGCGAGCCACCGCUCUGGAAGCCGCCACGAUGUGAGGUUCGAUGCCAAAAACCGUAGGAGCAAUAAGAGCGACUGCCGCUGAGUCUUAACGUAGGCAACGCAGACAACGACAUGCUGAAGCUUCUCCCGAAUAGUAUGAGGGACCGAGUGGAGGAGCUGAACGUCUACACCUCUUCAGGAGCUGUGUAUGUGCCAAACCGCACACCAGAGAGCGACGGUCAGCGCGGGACCUUUCUCAGUUCACUUUUGACGUUUCCAAACAUAACGAAGUUGUCAAUUUUGUGCCGGGAAGGGUGUGAAACCUCUCGUGAUGUAGCUGACGUGAAUCGCGCGCUACGUGUUGCGGCUCAGAUGACGAUCAGCGAGAUACAAGUUACAGGUUUUAAGCAACUGAGCGACUUCUCCGCGCUGGAGGGAUCGCAGCACCUUCGACACCUGAAAGCCACCCGUUGUGGAAUACGGUCGGUGGCAGAGUUGGUGAGCUGUCCGAUGCUCACCGAUCUCGACGUCUCCAACAAUCGACAUCUGCAGAGUGUUUCCGAUCUCGCAGGCGCACCUCGUCUCACAAUUCUCGUCGCAAAGAAUUGCAAUUUACAAAACCUAGAUGGUCUUGACAGCUUUCCCAACCUCCUCAAACUUGACGUGUCAGGCAACGACUCUGUAGAAAGUCUUCACGGCCUUGCUGGCGCGGAGAGUCUCGAGGAACUUGCAGUCAACCACUGCAAGCGACUGUGCAAUGUUGACGGUCUCAACAGCUGCCAACAACUCGGCGAGGUCGACGUCUCCUACAACGAGAUCUUGGAAGACGUGAGCGGCCUUGCUGGUGCACCAUCCCUUCGGAUUCUCAAUGCGAAGGGGUGUCGGCUGCGCAAUGUCGCUGGGCUCAACGGGUGCCCACUACUCAGCGAGAUCUAUAUCUCCGACAAUGUCUCUUUGGAAGACCUGAGCGGCCUUGGUGGGGGGCACCUUCCCUUCGCGUUAUCAAAGCGAGCGAGUGUGUGA
Messenger RNA from Leptomonas pyrrhocoris, 1039 nucleotides. RefSeq lists its product as hypothetical. The record is from RefSeq and is a predicted model, not a curated record. Lineage: Eukaryota; Euglenozoa; Kinetoplastea; Trypanosomatida; Trypanosomatidae. The transcript has a single exon. Bases 149 to 1039 code for a protein of 296 amino acids.